This is a messenger RNA of Adineta steineri, 1980 nucleotides long. The record is from the annotation of a GenBank genome assembly. Lineage: Eukaryota; Metazoa; Rotifera; Eurotatoria; Adinetida; Adinetidae.
AUGACUAGCAAAAGUUCAAAUACAAAAAAUUUUCCUUUAUUAAAUCAAAUUGAUGAAGGAAUACAUUCAAAUGAUAUUGAUUGGAAUAAAAAUGCCUUUCAAACUUUACUUACAUCAAAUUUACCUACGACAACAAUAUCUUAUUAUGCUAUUGAUGUAGGUCUUCGACGUUUAGAAAAUAGUUUAUAUGAAACUUAUUGGGAUGUAACAGCUGAUGCAUUAAAUGACUUAUCACAAUUUUUAUUCGACAAAGAUAUUGAUGAUUAUCUAUAUGAAGCUAAAUGUCAGUUAUUGAUGUAUUCAGCAAUUGCAAUUAUUAAAAUGAAUACAAUUAGACGACGAUCAAUACAUGAUGCAAAGUUAGCAUGUGCUACAAUGUGUCUAUUAUUAUUACAACAAAGUCGACCAUAUGAAAUCGCAUCAACAGUAGAUGAAUAUUCCGCUUGUCAUCGUUCAAUGCGUCUUCGUUAUUUAAAACGAAUAUUUAUUAUUGUUCAAUGGAUACCUACAUUAUCUAAAAUACAAUUAAGUGACUUACAAAAAAAUUAUGAACGAUAUAUUGCAAUUAUUCUUGAACAAUUAUUUCCAGCAGUUUCAUUACGAGAUAAAAUCAAUAAUUUUAUUGAUAAUCAUUUAUUUAGUAAUAACGUUAAUGAUGAUGAUGCAACAUCAAGUGGAUUUGUAUUUAUUCGACGUUUUCCAGAAUUUGAUGAAAAAAUUAUUGAAAAAUAUAAUGAUUUAAUGAAUAUGGGACUUGCUAGUACAAUGAAUCAAUUGAAUAACAACAAUGUACGAAAAUUAAUUUGUUGUAUAUGGACAUUAUGUUGUAUGAUUGAAUCCGACCGAGUAUCACUUGCAGUUAUUAAUAAUAAUACAUUACGUGAACAUUUUUCACUUACACCAAUUGAUUUUGAACAAAAACCAAUUAAUGUUGAAUCAUUAAAUGAACGAGAUAUUAUUGUCUUCCUUCUCUUAUGUGCACAACAAAAUGUUCAUUUGAAUAGCGGUGAUUCAAUAUUACAUCCCUAUUUACUUUUUUCAGCAUCCCAUUUAUGCACACAACAACAGAAGAAUUGGUGGCAAACUGUUACUGAACAAACUUUAUGGAAUGAAUUUAUUGAUCAUCUAGGAACAAUACGUCUCGAUGAAGAACGAAUACAUCAACAUCCACCAAAAUUAAUUAUACUUGAAACAGCUCGAAUUCUAUUUAAAUCAGCACAAAAACUCUAUGAACAACAUGCAAAACGUGCUGCAUCAUCUUAUGAACAAUAUGCAAUACAUUAUCUUAAAAUAGCUAAAAAUACUCAGAAAUUAUCAGAUUCACAAAUUAAAGGAAAUAAACAAGAUAAAUUAUUUUUCUUUUAUUCGCAAAAAACAUUAAAUAAUGAUCAGAAAUAUAUCGAACAAUUAAUUGAACAAUGUGAAACAUAUGCUCGACAAUGUGAUGAAUUGAAAGUAUUACCCGAACCGCAACCACCCAGAACAUCAAGUCCGACAAAAGAACAACAGAAAGUGUCAGAAAUUAAUAUUUCAGCUGUUUUAAGUCCAGUUAUUGUCGAAAAAGAAGAACGAAAACCUCAUUCAGACGUAAAUAAAAAUAAUAGUGUUCUUGAUUCAACAUUAUUUGCUACACCACCAUCGAUUAAAAGUCGUGAUGUUGAUGUUCAAACAUUCAUACAAACACCAUCACCACCUCCUCCACCACCUGUUAUUACAAUGCCAAUUAUCGAAGAAAUACCUGAAGUAUCUGAGCCACCAUUACCAGCAUAUGUUGAUGUAAUAUUCUCUCAUAUGAAUGAAGUUAAUCAAUGGAUAAAUGAAUUUUGUGCGGAUCAUGAAGCAAUUCAAAAUGAUGUUUAUACAAUUCGAAAUCAACUUGAAAAAAUUAAUCGAAUUACUAGUCAGAUGAUGUUUUCAAAUAUGAAAACAUUUCCGUCAGGUUCAAAUGAAAAUUUUGGUAAUUUUCACCCACCACAUUAA